Molecule: messenger RNA, 3437 nt
Organism: Sinocyclocheilus grahami
Lineage: Eukaryota; Metazoa; Chordata; Actinopteri; Cypriniformes; Cyprinidae
Gene: arhgap24
Product: Rho GTPase activating protein 24
Exons: 10
Coding region: 430-2679 (749 amino acids)
Biological process (GO): negative regulation of ruffle assembly; activation of GTPase activity; wound healing, spreading of epidermal cells
Cellular component (GO): focal adhesion
Molecular function (GO): GTPase activator activity
Source: RefSeq, a predicted model, not a curated record
UGUCGCAGUCUUGUCCGUGUGCGUGUAUCUGCAAGGCUCUUGUAGUGUGUGAGGACUGUCUCAAAAGUGUGUACGCCCCCCGUGGCCGUCCUGAGAGCAAACGGAGGCUGUCGUUUCCCCCCCAGAGACCCCAAUGCAGAUGGUGCGAGCAGUGAGGGGAAAAGUUUAUGACAGCUCUGCUGUUGUCGGCUCGCGGCUGCCCCAUGGAGGCUUGCAGCUGUAGACUUUUAACCGGUCUGUUUGACUCAGUAAUGCACUUGUAUUGGACAGGGUCGCGUUCGGGAUUUAAUUUUGGAUCACAGUGAAUCCUGUACCAGUCUGAGUCACGCACUGGAUGCGUUUUGGGGUUUAUUGGACAUUUUUUCCCCACUGCAUUUCUGCGGACGUUCUCUGGAUAGCAGUUUUUAAGGAAGGUCUUUGGGUUUGGUCAUGGACGAGCAGGCUGGAAGCGUAGGCAACAGCCCUCAGCACGGCCGCGGAUCAGCCAGGCAGGACGUUUUCCGCUGCGGUUGGCUCCGGAAGCAAGGAGGCUUCGUGAAGACCUGGCACACGCGUUGGUUCGUCCUGCGAGGAGACCAGCUGUACUACUACAAAGAUGAGGACGAGACCAAAGCUUUGGGCACCAUUUCCCUACCUGGCAACAGAGUCACCGAACAUCCCAGCAAUGGGGAGGAAGGCGGAAAGUUCCUAUUUGAAGUCAUCCCAGGGGGCGACAGGGAGCGAAUGACAUCCAACCAUGAGACUUAUCUAUUUAUGGCCAGCACACAGAAUGACAUGGAGGAUUGGGUAAAGAGCAUCCGCAGGGUGAUAUGGGCUCCGUUUGGAGGAGGAAUCUUUGGUCAGAAGUUGGAAGAGACGGUUCGAUAUGAACGUCGUUAUGGCAACAAGAUGGCGCCCAUGCUGGUGGAGCAGUGUGUGGACUUCAUCCGCCACUGGGGUUUACGAGAAGAAGGGCUCUUCCGUUUGCCCGGACAAGCCAACCUCGUCAAAGAGCUUCAGGAUGCUUUCGACUGUGGAGAGAAGCCGUCUUUUGAUUGUAACACAGACGUUCACACCGUGGCAUCAUUGUUGAAGCUGUAUUUAAGAGAGCUGCCUGAGCCGGUCAUCCCGUUCUGUAAAUACGAAGAGUUUCUGGCCUGCACCAAACUCCUCAGUAAAGACCUGGAUGCAGGAAUGAAGGAAUUAAGAAGGCAAGUAGAAGGUCUACCUACGGUAAACUACAAUCUGCUUAAAUACAUAUGCAAAUUUUUGGAUGAAGUUCAGUCCUACUCAGGUGUGAAUAAAAUGAGUGUACAGAACCUGGCUACAGUCUUUGGGCCAAAUAUUCUGAGGCCAAAGUUUGAGGACCCAGUGACUAUAAUGGAAGGCACAGUACUGGUCCAGCAGCUGAUGGCCGUUCUGAUUGGUCAGCAUGAUGUUCUUUUCCCACCUGAUGAGGACCAUACUAGCACCCUGGAACUGGUUAAUAAUAACAAUAAUGAGACGCAGAAACGGCCUACGAAUGGCCAGCUACAAAACAAAGAGAACAAUAACACCAGUGGUGUGCGACAGUGCACUUGGGACGCACCCGAAUCACCCAGCCGGGCUCCUCUGGACAACGGCUCUCCCCGUUCGGGCAGCCCACGUAAUAGUUUUACAGGACAGCAUUUCGAGGUGGCCCGCAGUCCGCCACUAGCAGUGAAAAAGAACCCAGCGUUUAGCAAAGGGAGCGGGAUUGUCACCAACGGAUCGUUCAGCUCGUCAUCCCCAGUUGACGCCAAUCUGGAGAAAAGUCAGGCUCUUCCAAACAUGGGAACCCUUCAUGCCCGUCGGACGAGUGCGAUAAAAGGCUCGGGCACCAAAAUGGGUGUCCAGAAUGGCAUCGUUCGGAUGGGCGUAUCCAGCACGGACGUGACGAAUGGGACUCUAAAUGGACGGAAUGGACUCUGGGUGCCCAACGGUCAUGUCACGAUGCGCGAGGCUAAAAGUCGAGACGCCGAGCACCAGCAGAACCGCCUGUCCACGUACGACAACGUCCACAUACAUCAACAGCAGACCACACAGCUCAGUCUGAGCAGCAGCUGUGAGGACAAACAGAGCGUGGAUAGCGCCACAUGGUCCACCUCGUCUUGCGAGAUCUCCCUACCCAGAAACUCGACUUCUUGCCGCUCCUCCACAACCACGUGCCCAGAGCAGGACUUCUUUGGCAACAACUUUGAGGAUCCUUUGUUGGAUGGGCCAGUACAGGAGGACAACGGACCGGUGGUGGAUGAUAGGGAGCAGCGGACCAGUAACGGAGGAGGCCCGGGAAGCAGAGGAAACAGCAGCAGCGAUAACAGCGAAACGUUUGCCGUCACAAUUGGACCGACCAAUCACAGUGCACUGCAUAGCCUGGUUGCCAGUCUCAAACAGGAAAUGCUCAAGCAGAAGAAUGAAUACGAGGCCAGGAUUAAGAGUCUGGAACUUCGGAAUCUAGAGUUGGAGACGGUGAUGGCAAAUUUACACGAAGAGCUUGACCAGGAGAAGAAGAAAUACACCAUGGUGGAGAUUAAGCUGAGAAACGCAGAGCGAGCCAAGGACGAUGCGGAAAAGAGAAACGAGAUGUUGCAGAAAGAGAUGGAGCAGUUCUUUUCCACCUUCGGAGACCUGACCGCAGACCCGCGACGGCCCGACAGAGCCAACACCAUCUGGAUCCAGUGAGCCGUUAACAGUCUACCAUUAACAUUUCUCAAUGACCAGUCGUGUUAACAUUGUAUAGGCUUGUGUUCAGACAGAACGUGACUAAAUCAACCUUCACGGCAUCUUUGCACGUUUGGUGCAAAGGUUCGACACGGCUGAGCGAAGCCCAUUGAGCCAAAAUUUUCAGAACUGAAUGUGGACCAGUUGUUGGAUUGAACCAGUUGGAUCAUUAAAAGGGGUGAUGGGACGAUGCAGCUUGGAUGUUAAGGUGAGAUGAUUGUCAAACCGAAAAGAAGGUGAUUCUGACUCUAAAUAAUGACCUGAGAGUGAAUGGUAAGAGGAACUCUUGAUGAUUGUGGUUGAAUGUGACAGAGUGAAUUAAUUACACGAAUGAGCAUUGAGGUUUAGAUGAUUGGAAACUCCUGAAGGAUGACAGAAGCACGAAUGUCACUCGUAUUUCUUCUUGUGAUCCAACCAAAUGUGUCCUUGAGCUGUCAUGUAUCCUCUUGUGUAUAUAAAGUAAUAUUCCACAACGAAAAACAAAUGUCUGUAUAAAUGCAAAUUAAUGUUUAAUGUACGUACUGAUAUUUAAACUGAGAAUUGUCAAUGUGUUAUGUAUACAUUUUAUAUCAAGGCUUUUCCUUGCACUUAAAGCAUAUGAGUUGCUAUGUUGUUUUUCAGUAUGGUACGAUAUGAGAUGUGGCAAAUUUUUCAAUAUCAGUCUUCCCUGUUGCUUUUUUGCAUAAUUUAUCACUGUUCAUCAGUAUUAAAAAUAAUAU